CCCUGGCUAGUAGCUUUUCUGUGUCUCAAGAUCUGAAUAGCACAGCUGCCCCACACCCUCGCCUGUCCCAGUACAAGUCCAAGUACAGUUCCCUGGAUCAGAGUGAGCGGCGUCAGCAGUUACUGGAACGGCAGAAAUUCAAGCGGCUGGAUUAUGUGAAUCAUGCCAGAAGACUGGCUGAAGAUGACUGGACAGGGAUGGAGAGUGAGGAAGAAGAUAAGAAAUACGAUGAAGAAAUGGACAUUGACACUGGCAAGAAGUUACCAAAACGCUAUGCUAAUCAAUUGAUGCUUUCUGAAUGGUUAAUUGACGUCCCUUCGGAUUUGGGGCAGGAAUGGAUUGUGGUUGUGUGCCCUGUUGGAAAACGAGCGCUUAUCGUGGCCUCCAGGGGUUCUACCAGUGCCUACACCAAGAGUGGUUACUGUGUCAACAAGUUUUCUUCACUUCUGCCAGGAGGCAACAAGCGAAACUCAACAACUGCAAAAGACUAUACCAUUCUGGACUGCAUUUACAGUGAGGCGAAGCAGACCUACUACAUUCUGGAUGUGAUGUGCUGGCGGGGCCACCCUUUUUAUGACUGCCAGACUGAUUUCCGAUUCUACUGGAUGCAUUCAAAGUUACCAGAAGAAGAAGGACUGGGAGAGAACACCAAGCUCAAUCCUUUUAAAUUUGUGGGGCUAAAGAAUUUUCCUUGUACCCCUGAGAGCCUGUGUAAGGUGCUGUCGAUGGAUUUCCCUUUUGAGGUGGAUGGACUUCUCUUCUACCACAAGCAGACCCACUAUAGCCCUGGAAGCACUCCUCUGGUGGGCUGGCUACGCCCGUACAUGGUGUCAGAUAUUCUUGGUGUGGCUGUGCCAGCUGGGGGCCCACUAACCACUAAGCCAGAGUAUGCGGGGCACCAGCUCCAGCAGAUUAUUGAGCACAAGAGGAGCCAGAAGGAGGGCAUGAAAGAGAAACCCACACAUAAGGCCUUUGACAAUGGGCACUAUGAGCUGGAGCAUCUGUCCACCCCUGAGCUGAAGAGUGAUCCCCACAGCUUGGACCAACUAGGGAGUCGCAUGGAAAACUAAAGAGAGCAGCCUCCUUUGGGUGUCACAGGAAGGUGCUUGGUUUCAGAACAAAGGUUGGGGAGGACAGUGACGACAAUAGGUGACUUCAUUUUAGAGUGGACUUUCCAGAGCCACUCCAGCUGGAAACAGCUUAACUCAUGUAAAAAGUGUAUCCCAGAUCCACAAUGUAAAUAUAUGUGAUUCUU
Molecule: messenger RNA, 1255 nt
Organism: Myotis davidii
Lineage: Eukaryota; Metazoa; Chordata; Mammalia; Chiroptera; Vespertilionidae
Gene: SNUPN
Product: snurportin 1
Exons: 8
Coding region: 198-1070 (290 amino acids)
Biological process (GO): snRNA import into nucleus
Cellular component (GO): nucleus; cytoplasm
Source: RefSeq, a predicted model, not a curated record